Messenger RNA from Plectropomus leopardus (leopard coralgrouper), 4062 nucleotides. RefSeq names its product decapping mRNA 1A (gene dcp1a). Gene Ontology annotation, biological process: positive regulation of catalytic activity; deadenylation-independent decapping of nuclear-transcribed mRNA; deadenylation-dependent decapping of nuclear-transcribed mRNA. Gene Ontology annotation, cellular component: P-body. Gene Ontology annotation, molecular function: enzyme activator activity; mRNA binding. The record is from RefSeq and is a predicted model, not a curated record. Lineage: Eukaryota; Metazoa; Chordata; Actinopteri; Perciformes; Serranidae.
AAUCUGUCCGUGCGGGAGCAACAAUCACAUCCAAGAUGGAGACCGUAAAUGCUGGACAGAUGAUGAGCUUAGCAGCUCUACAGAGACAAGACCCGUAUAUAAACAAACUACUCGAUGUUACCGGCCAAGUGGCUCUCUACAACUUCAACUCCAAAGCGAACGAAUGGGAGAAGACUGAAAUCGAAGGAACCCUGUUUGUUUAUGCAAGGUCUGCCUCUCCUCACCAUGGUUUCACCAUCAUGAACCGACUUAGCACAGAGAACCUGGUGGAGCCAAUCAACAAAGACCUGGAGUUCCAGCUGCAGGAUCCCUUCCUGCUCUAUAGGAAUGGCAACUUGGGUAUCUACAGUAUUUGGUUCUAUGACAAGAGGGACUGUCAACGAAUCGCCCAGCUGAUGGUCAAGAUCGUGAAACAAGAAGCAGACCAUGCCCAGAGAGAGUCGCCAGAGAGGGCAGAGCCGGGGAGGACCAACGGUGUUGCAGAACCACGGCCCAUCGACAUCCUGGAACUGCUCAGCAAAGCUAAGGAGGAGUACCAGAGAGCUCAGGCAGGUGAAACUGAUGUCUCUGCAGAGCCUAAUAUGAAAGCAGCUAUCAACGCCACAGAGCAUGCUCACACCGCACCACAGCCUGAAAAGAGCUCUCAUACAAUGGUGAAACAGAUCACAGUUGAGGAGCUGUUUGGCUCAUCCCUCCCUAAGGAUGCUUCUCUACCCACCAUGCCCACACAGAACACCACCACUGCUUCCAGCGACCCCUCCUCUGCUUACCUCCAGAACCAGUCUUAUCCGCCUCCAGCCCACCAAAACCCACUCUUUCCCUCCCAUCUCACAGCCCAAGACCCUGGGUCAAGUCAGCGGCAACAAGUCCCUGGCCUUCUCCCAGCUCCGUACGUGCUACACCCCAGCCCUGUUUUCCAGUCAGUGGUCCACAGGUCAGACCCCCAACCUCGGUGCUCAGUCUCCCCUCUCAUGGUGCUUCCAGCUGGCUCAGAGCCUCGAGGUGCUCCCCCUGGUCCUGCAGCACCACCAGCAGCUCCCACAGCCUAUUUGGGACAGGAGAUGCUCGGCACCCUUAAAGCACCAGUGCCAACUGUGAAUUCCGACAUCCACAAACCCAUCCUAGCACCCAACUUUUUGCCGAGCACUCUGUUUCCACCUCACAGCUUCCAAGAGCCCGUGGGGAAACCCCUUCUCCAGCAUGGCAAGGAGAUAGAUGUUUUCUCUCAGCCUCCAAACCUGAUCAAACCAAUGUCUGCUGUCCCCAUGAGUCCAGGUCUUGCUGUUCCAGGGCAGCCAAUGUCCGUGCUUCUCUCCCCCAGCGCCUUCCAGCAGUCUGUCAGUAAGACAACAGCCGCAGCAUCAGUGGUCCCUCCUGCCCCCUCUAAGCUCUCCUCCACCUCUGUAGGAGCUUUAGAGCCUCCACAAGCAGCCUGCAGCAAAACACAGCUACAGGAUACUCUGAUACACCUUAUUAAGAACGACCCAGACUUCCUCACUGCCAUUCAUGAUGCGUACCUGCAGAGUCUGUCCAAGGACUUCAGCAACAUGAAGUUAUAGUCUACAUCAGCCCUCGUCGCUGCCUCCGUCAGAGUUACGAGUCCUUCGUGACCUUUGAAGAGUCCAGACGUGAACAGGAGUUAAGUGCAGAUAACAGGUUUUUUAAACGCUGCACACCACAACUCUUCUAAACUAGUCUGUGUUUAUAAGGGUUGUUAUAGCACGCAGUGCGCCAUUCAACCCUCCGUCUCCAACCCUAACUUGUUUUUUGAGUUCUCGCCUGAACACUGACACUCUCCUGGCUACUCGCAUUAUCUUGGAUCGACUUUUUUGUCUGCUUUGUCAAUCCAGAACUACAGGGGGAGAGAAGCAUGAGAUGAAAUUUUCCAGCGGGGCCUUGAGUUUUCAUUUUCAUUUUUUAAAUAUGAAAGAACAGUUUGCCACAUACUGGUAAAGUUAAGCUGUUGUUGGUUUAACUCACUUGGCGGACGGGACCACAGUGGCGCUUCGGUGACCUCGGAUCAUUUCACUCCUGAACAGACGAUGUUGCAGCUUGAACAUUAAAGGAAUCACAGGCGCUGCUACUCUUACUCAUCUCACGUCAUUGGACUUCUCGCAGUGCGAGCGAAUGGGAACAGAGAUAACAGACUGACAUUGCUUAUCAGGAGAAAGACCUCUGUGCUCGGGACCUCAGAACUGUUUUUGGGGUCUUUGCAGGCAAACUGUCUCACUGUCUGGCGUUAAAAAGGACUCUAAUUUUCCCUUCUUGACUUAAUGAACAUUCACCCUCAAAGUAUCGAUGAGGCCUGUGUGUAUUUUUGGUAACACCACAGAGACACCAACAGUUUAUGUGGCAUUUUUUGUUUGUCAGUGUCUCUUAAUAAGGAGGAGAUUGUUGAGGAUUUUUUUUCAGUCCUAGACCAGGAAAGACAAAAAAAGUCUGUUAUUGUUUGGAGAAGCACUUGCAGCUCAAUCUGAGAAUCAGUUCUUCUCAGCUGCUUUUUUACUGUUCUGUUACGGACUACGACAUGCUACGACACCAGCUUCUUCGCUACCUGUCUUUUCUCCAAAUUUCUCUUCACCCUUACUCUUUCUCUCUGUGUCUUUCUCCUCGUCUAUAUCGUCCGUCUUUCCUCCACCAGCUGAGCUCAGUAUUUGAUGUUUUCGGAGGGGAACGUGCAAUAGAUGACAGUCGCGAUGCCUUUAGGGAUUCCAGCAUUUUGGCAUACACUGGGAUGGUACGGUAGAGCUAAAUUUAUCUGAACCUCUGGGUUCUGCAACAAUGUAGAAUUUAAAUAUCACGAGAAGAAAAAUCAUAUAUUGCUUUUGAUUAUGAGAUUAUGACUACAUUCACACCCCUAACAUAACAGAGGAGCUGAUGAUAAAUAUGGAUUUGAUAGCUUCAGUAUAUUUCCAACCAGUUGAGCUUCUACACCUAAUCCAAACUAAUGACGAAAAAUAUGAACUACCUCCAUUCCUGCCUCUAAAUUUAUUUUUCCAGGCCACAGUAAAGUCUGAAGUCACGAGACUUUGAAGACAAAACAAACUGUGGUGACUUGUUGGUUUUUUUGCAGUAAAAGGCUACUGCAGUACAGAACACCAGUGGGAACACGAAAAAACACAUCCAUUUAUCGAUGAGGGGACAAAGUUUUCAUAGCUUGUGUGCAUUUGUGAAAAGGAUACUGUUAGGUUUCAUUUUCCCUUUUUUCACAAAAUGUUUUGCUCAUACAGGACCAUUAAAACAGCCUACAAAUAAUGUAAAAGCAUGAAAAUUUAAGUUGUAGUGUUUUCUGACAAAUGGCACAGUGAUGACCGACAUCAGUUUUCAGCUAAUGGAUGAUAGGGCUACUUAUUCACACAUUACUGUUCAGAUGUCUGUAAUAGUUUUCUAAACAAUCAAUAUACCAAGUCAUUCAAUAAGGAAAGCUUACUAGUAGAUUUUUUUCCCCAGGCUUGCGAACAUGAAUUGGAGAAAUUACAUUACGUAGUCAUCAUUUGGAAACAACGAUGUCAGAUAUUACCUGCAGAAACACCUGUCUUGAUUGUGACACCAUAAAUUUUCAUUUGGUCGUGCUAUUUGAAUAUAUUUAAUAACUCGCAAUAUGUAUGUGCCGGUCUUGUUUUCUUCUGUGUCCCAAGUAUUUAAGUUGAACUCAGAUCAACACACAAAUGCUAUUAACCAUGUUUUUCUUCCUCUUUUUCAUUUUUCUAAAUUAAGAUUUAUAAUGCAAAAAUGUCCACAACCAGGGAGCAAAUCAAAAAAUGUGUUCACCUCUUUGCCCUGUUAUUACUAUUUAAUUUCAGAGGUCAUCUUACCAACACUUCUGGCAUGUGUUGGUUAAAUAAAUGCACACAGGAUGAAUAAUUGAAAUGCAGAGUUUUUAAUCCCGGUCAUAUAUUUAAGAUUUUAAGGUUAUUUUACGCUUUGGUAUAACUAAUCGUAUCAGCCAGAGAUAUGACUUUGGGAAAGUAUUUGCAAAUUAUAUUAAUUUUCCAAGAUUGUUGCCACUGUACAUAAUUUGGUUUAUUUUGACUAUUUUGUGAUAUUAAAGAAUUGAAAAUA